GGAACUCGUUAUGACAAUGAUGGUCACCCAUCUAUGGACCAACCGCGUCAAGCGCAUAUGAAACGUGACAUCGCACUGGACUAUUUUUUAAGACAUUUGAUGCUAGCUAGACUGGGUGGGGUGGUGAAAAUUAGGAGAGACUAGAAAUUGAGUUUGAUUAAUUGAACAUAAAUAUUCAGGGUUCCAUCAUAGUUUUUCAAUGUUAUCCAACUCAUAACAGAUAUAAAGACAAACAGCGUAGACUUUUAAUAGGGUUUCAACUUCCAUUAAAACUUCAAUACAACAUCUAUCGCUGAAGGUUGAACCAAUCUCUUUAAGAACAAACCAAAACAGCGGAUCAGUUGAUGAUAGUUUAGGUAACUGUGCAUUAAUUACAUAAUUGUGGGAUCAUCGCGCUGUGUCGGUGAUUCGGCUAAGACUCUGUUAUCAUAACAUCUUAACGAAAACAAACGAGGGCCUGUAAAAUGCUGCUUUCGUAACACACGUGUUGUUUCGUUGUACUAAGGUAUAUUUCGAUAUUCAUUAUACAAGUUUAUUGUGUUUUAUAUGGUACCUACAUGGUUAAGAAUUUAAAUGUGAUAAGUAUAACAUAAUUAAAAUAUAUAAUUAUCAUAUAAACAUAAUUAUCACAAUACUGUUUCCUACGGCAUUGAUUGCGGAAAAAGAAUACGUUUAAUGAAUACAUACAGGAAAAUAGCAACAUUCGAAGGAUUGGCGCGUAUUAGUAACCUUUUACAGUCAUUAAUUAUGAAAGUACCAAUAAACUAUGCGAUUAAUGAGUUUUGUUAAUUAAAAUAACAUGUUACGAGAAAAUUACACUACCAAAUUGAUUUGAAUUACGAAAGUUUCACUACAGAAACGAGUGUCAACGGUUAAUACUCGAAACGUUUUCUUAUCUCCGAUAUGUUUGCAUCUUAUCUCCAACUUUCAAAUACAUUCCGGUCAAUAUUUGUUAUCAAUAGAUAAACAAUAGAUCGAGUGUUAUCUUGGCGGUUUCGCGGCAUUUUAGCGCGCCACUCCAGUGUGAGUUAGAUGGGCAACAGCGACUGUUGUGGCUGUUGUGGUAUAUAAAUGUUGCGUGAACGGUAUGUUAGAUCAUGAUACAAUCUAUGAUCAGGAUCAUUUCGAGAAAAUUCCUUACAUAUUUAAAGUGCAUCGGUCGUCGUAAACUGUGUCUGGUUCCGCCUGUGGUGCUGUUGGUGGUGGUGCUGUGGCCGGCGUGCUGGUGGUUCGCGGCGCACACCAGCAGGGCUCUGCUGCCGCCGCUGCCGCCCGAACAGCCGCUCCAGCACUUCCGAAGAAACCGGAGUCUGCAGCAUUAUUUGAAGCAUACGCAGAUCUUAAUAGAGCCAUCAUCAUCGCCAUGCGGGAGUAUCGAGGAGGUGCGGCUCAUCACGCUGGUCUCCAGCGCGCCUCCUCGGGCGGAGCAGCGGCAGGCGGUGCGCGACACCUGGGCCAAGUACCAGCGGACGUACUUCGUGAUGGGGUUGUAUGGAGACCAUGUGGAUGAGCAACUGGUAGACAACUAUAUCGAAGCAAAGCAAUACGGAGAUCUGAUCGUGUACGAUUUCCGAGACCACUACCAGAACUUGACGCUGAAGACUGCGCUGAUGCUGCAGUGGACCCUGGACAAGUGUCCGCAGACCGAGUUCCUGUUUAAGACUGAUGAUGACGUGCUCGUCAACCCCUGGACAAUGGAUAAGGUGCUGGCGCAGAAUGUUGAUGCUCAGUUGCUUGGGUACAGCAGGAAUAACACGUACCUCCACCGCGAGGAGUACAACAAGUGGUACGUGCCGCGCUGGCUGUGCCACGAAGACUACGUGUCGCGGUAUCUCAGCGGGACCGGGUACCUCAUCAACGGGGACUACCUUCCACAAAUAAUGCAAGCCGCUAUCCAUGUUCCUCUAGUCAACCUUGAAGACAUUUACUUCACAUACUUAGUAGCGCACAAGGAGUUAGGCUUAAAACUAACGCAUGAUAGAAGACUGAGUCCCAUCAAACCCUGGUUCAAAGUCAGUUGUAUGUACUGGGAUCUUGCAUCCACACACAGCUUGGACCCUCAAGAGAUGAGGACUGCUUGGGCGAAGCUAGAAGGACUGAUGAAGGGAAGGAAUAAUACCAGAAAUGUUUGCGCCACUUUCGAUUGGUUUUUUGGAAGUUGGAAAGAUUAUGGUUUGACUUUUGAGUGAGUUUGUGUGUUUGCGUCAUGACUGAAAAUCUGGGGAAAAAAAUUGUGGCGUUCAUUUAAGGGAAUGAAUACCGAGGGAAAUAUUUUUUGGACAGUAGGCAUUAGGCUUCCCCUCAAAAUUUGAUGCCCUCAGUCGUAUCCUUAAAUAGACCUUUUUGGAAGGACAUAGUCUUGAAAUAUUAUUAAUUUAUUAAGGUUUUUAUGUUUAAGUAUUGUUCCGCGGUCAUUGUUACCAUUUAUUACAUUUACAUGCGAUGAACUAGAAAAUCAACCGAGAACAGAAACCCAUGAGUAUGGUAGUGAGAUAUAUAACCAUGCGUGAAUAUUGACUUGAAUUAAGUGUAAAUAUAUUUUAUCUACGGAAGUUGCCUUAAAAAUAUUUAUUAAACAUCUACGGAUUGAUAAUAAAACAAUCUUAGAUAGGAAAUAUACCGGAUUUAAUAUUGCUUAAAGUUUUUUUGUGAUCUCAGUCUAAUCUUAACUUCAUAAAAUUAUAUUAUAUUUGUUUAAAAAAUGUUUUUUUUCAUUCACGCCGCCUAAUUUUUGUAUUUCUACAUUUAAAUUUCUUACCUUUUAAAUACUUAAAUCUCACAAAAAUCCGACUGCUGCUCGUCGGACUUUUCGUAUAGAGCAUGAUAAAUCUUAAAGUAUUGUAUGACUUAAUGUGAAUAUUAUCCACAUAGAUAUAGUAAUUAUGUUUAAAAUAAGUAAGAUUAUUUUAUAAUGUGUAUAAACAUAUUUCAUUAAUUCAUGUGUUGUAGAGUUGUUCUUAUGAAAGUGUACUGAAAGAAAUAUUUUCGAGUGUUGUAUUUUUUUAAGCUCAUUAAAAUGUAAAGUUUUUGUAAGAGCGAGCUGACAAUAAUGAUGAAUUAGGGUUCUGCCCCCAAAAGAGUAAAACAAAAUCCUAGUACGACAUAACCGCUGUCUUUUCGUCUUUCUGUCCGUAUGGUUGCAUUUCUGUUGCCGCUAAAAGAACAAAUAAUAAACAUCUAAAUGAAGGUCAUGAAUUUCAUGGAUGACCAUUUCUUCUUUAACAUUUGUUUUUCUUAAGCUUAUAAGUACGGAACUCUUAGUAUCGCAAGCGCAACGCACUUCACCGGUUUGAUUGAAAUUGCGAACGAUGGUUGAACCACUGAAAUGUAUGAAAGUGGAGAUCUACGUGACGUGACUUAUCAGAACGAAAUCUAUUUCGAGCAAGAAGGCAAGCACUAACUACCUGCCUACUAAGGGAAAUCAUCAAAUGAUUCCCCCCACUUUAGGUCGAACGGAAGGCAGUAUCAAACUUACAGUUUAAAACCCAUAGACGCGGCUGGCACACCAUGGCUGCGAUAGGCCUCUUAUACAAUCCCAUUGAUUAUCUAGGCCCAAAUAUACAUUUUUAAGCGAUUUGUAAAAAAUACCUUGUUCUUAUUUUGAUCAAUGAAUCUCGUUUUGAGGUAAUAAAUAUGAUGUAAAGUGUCUUUAAACUCAUCAUCAUCAUUUUAAAUAUAGCUAUGUCUAAAUAUAAAUGGCUCUAGAUUAAAUGUAGCCGCAAAUACUCUACAUAAUUCUGGCGUAAUUUUACAUAAGCCCGCAACAAUACGACGUAUUUCAAGGCCAAAAACAUUUGUUCAAGGUUUAAGCCCAGAUUUUGCCCAGCCGUGGGCAAUCUGUGGGCGACAGUAGUGAUCUGGCCAGAUGUAAGCGUGUGUCAGGCGUUCGCAGGUGGGCGCGAUAACGUUUGAUUGCGGCUUGCAAAUUGUUGGUAUAGUCGAUUUUUACUGCAUUCAUACGAUACAGGGCAGGGUUUAGAGAUAGAUUAUUUUGUAAUUUAAAUCACCACGACACUCAAUAUUAAAUCUUGAAGAAUUAUCUGUUAUCCCAUGUUUAAUACCAUCCGGUUCUACGUUAUUUAUAAAAGUUUAUAUUUUGUAAAUAUAAAUCAAGAAAUUAUUUAACUGCUUUACACUGGCAUUAUGAGGACUAAUCAUAGGCUCAAGGUCAAAAGUUAAAUGUGUGGAAAAUGAAUUAAAUACUUUGAAACAGGU
Molecule: messenger RNA, 4215 nt
Organism: Trichoplusia ni (cabbage looper)
Lineage: Eukaryota; Metazoa; Arthropoda; Insecta; Lepidoptera; Noctuidae
Product: beta-1,3-galactosyltransferase 5-like
Exons: 6
Coding region: 1098-2189 (363 amino acids)
Cellular component (GO): membrane
Molecular function (GO): hexosyltransferase activity
Source: RefSeq, a predicted model, not a curated record